GUAACACACACUUUUUUUCCCUAGAAAUUAUCACACACUCUGUGGAAUUACACUUCGAAUAUCUUCCUCCUGAAACUUAGUGUCGAUCUGAUAAUUUGUGGAACCUGCUAUCACACUUUCUGAGGAUUCUGUGCACGAUGACGUUGUUACCACCAACGGCCGAGCAACAGAAACGCAUAAGCGAGGAGGUUCCUGCGGAUCCGGAAAUGAGGAAACGCGACAUUGUGGCCGUAAGGGAAUGGCUGGCGAAGCAACCUCAUCUGCCUAACCACAUGGACGAUGCAAGGCUGGAGAGAUUCCUGUUCGGUUGCAAGAAUAGUAUAGAACGAUGUAAAUUAAUUUUGGAGCGAUAUUUCAGCGUUCGUACAGCUAUUCCGGAAUUCUUCGCUGUUCGUGAUCCUUUUGCACGUGAAAUUCAAGAAUGCUGCGAAUCGAUCCACUAUUUCGUUUUGCCAUCUUUAACGGACGAAGGACACCGUGUGAGCGUUUUACGAUUAAAAGACACGGCAAUUGACAAAUUUUCCAUCCAGGCGAUCUCCAGAAGAAUUCUCAUGGUCCUGGACACUCGUCUCAUGGAAGAAAGUUGUUUGUCGAACGUUAUGGUGAUCGAUCUUCAGGGAUUCAGCGUGGUUCACUUCACGAAAUGCAGUCCAACGCAGAGUAUCGUGAGGAAAUCGAUGCUCGCGGUGCAAGAUAGUAUGCCGUUGCGUCUUCACAGAGUUCACUUCCUCCACGCGCCUGCAUUUAUAGACAGUAUUCUAAAUAUAUUCUAUCCGCUAUUGAAAGAUCGACUCGUUCAAAAAUUUCGCGUUCACACCGGUGGUGGCGAGGAAUUGCACUCUUACAUGAACAAGAACAUCCUUCCAAACGAAUGGGGUGGCAAAGCAGGCACUUUGGACGAUUUAAACGACGCGUGGAAGAAGAAAAUUGAAAAGAACAAGGACUGGUUUCUGCGAGAAGAGAAGCUCAGCAGGACGAACGAAAACGCGAGACUUCCGGAAUCGAAAUCGAGAUUGCUGGCAGAACUGGAUGGUCUGCAGGGUUCUUUCAGACAAUUGAAUAUCGAUUAA
Molecule: messenger RNA, 1070 nt
Organism: Habropoda laboriosa
Lineage: Eukaryota; Metazoa; Arthropoda; Insecta; Hymenoptera; Apidae
Product: alpha-tocopherol transfer protein-like
Exons: 7
Coding region: 138-1070 (310 amino acids)
Cellular component (GO): membrane
Molecular function (GO): phosphatidylinositol bisphosphate binding
Source: RefSeq, a predicted model, not a curated record